CCAAGUAAGGGCUUGGGCAGCAGCCAUUGGCCUCCGCUCGCAGAAGACCAGAAAAGUCCUAGAGCAAGGCUUCAGAAGGCAGUGAGUGUAGCCUCCAGUGAGGAGUGUUGCUCUGAUUUCGGAGGCCGGCCAGGGUCACAAACACUGUCCCAACACUUCAAAUUCUUUGCUUCUGCUUGAGCAGAUAACGGCCUGGGGGUUGUGGCCACAGGAUGUGCAGUCCUAAGAACUCAUUGAACAUUUAAGAUGGUAAGGAAGGUCUGUUUAGCUGCUCCGCUCCUCAGCGGAGCACAUCAUAGCCCCUCCUAUCCUGAACGCCCUACCUGAUGGAUGGAGCUUGGGGAACGCUUUCACUUGGAAACUCCACUUAGAAGAAAAGUUGGUCCUAAACCAAGCCUAUCCUGGAGUUUGGAGGCAUAUUCCAGCAAAGGAUUCUACGGCAGUCAGACAGAGAUGCUCCUCCCCCCAUCUGCUACAGCCCCAGCAGUCCUGUGCAGAUUCUAGAAGACCCCACCUACUUCUACCCAGAGUUACAGCUCUAUUCUGGGAGGCAUGAAGCAUCUACUUUGACAGUGGAGGCAAGCGGAGGCCUGAGGGGGAAAAGCGUAGAGGACCCUCUCUCCAGCUUCCACUCCCCGAACUUCUUGAGGACACCAGAGGUGGAAAUGAGAGGUUCUGAGGAUGUAGCAUCUGGAAGAGUGUUACAGCGGCUGAUCCAGGAACAACUGCGCUAUGGUACCCCAACCGAGAACAUGAACCUGCUGGCCAUUCAGCACCAGGCCACAGGGAGUGCAGGGCCAGCCCACACCACCACCACAAACUUUUCUUCCACGGAAACCCUCACUCAAGAAGACCCACAAAUGGUCUAUCAGUCGGCUCGCCAAGAACCGCAGGGUCAAGAGCAUCAGGGAGACAAUACGGUGAUGGAGAAGCAGGUCCGGUCCACACAGCCUCAACAGAACAACGAGGAGCUACCCACGUACGAGGAGGCCAAGGCCCAGUCCCAAUUCUUCAGGGGACAGCAGCAACAGCAGCAGCAACAGCAGCAGCAGCAACAGCAGCAGGGACAGGGGCCCCUCGGUCACACUUACUACAUGGCCGGAGGUACCAGUCAGAAGUCCCGCACUGAGGGGAGGCCCACAGUGAACCGAGCCAACAGUGGACAGGCACAUAAGGAUGAGGCCCUGAAAGAACUAAAGCAGGGCCAUGUCCGGUCCCUCAGUGAGAGGAUCAUGCAGCUGUCGCUGGAGAGGAAUGGGGCUAAGCAACACCUCCCCAGCUCGGGAAACGGAAAGAGCUUCCAAACUGGAGGAGAGCCAUCCCCGGCUCAGCCUGUCUGUAAAGCACUGGACCCUCGUGGCCCUCCACCCGAAUACCCCUUCAAGACCAAGCCAAUGAAAGCCCCAGUCAGCAAGAACCAAGAUCACGGUCUUUACUACAGUGACCAGCACCCUGGGGUGCUCCAUGAGAUGGUCAAACCUUACCCAGCACCUCAGCCUGCAAGAACAGAAGUGGCUGUCCUGAGGUAUCAGCCGCCCCCAGAGUAUGGCGUCACCAGCCGCCCCUGCCAGCUGCCUUUUCCAUCCACGGUGCAGCAGCAUAGCCCCAUGUCCUCUCAGACCUCCUCCAUCAGUGGUCCUCUGCACUCUGUCUCCCUGCCUCUUCCGCUCCCCAUGAGCCUGGCGGCUGCACAGCCCCCACCAGCCUCCCCCAGCCAGCAGCUUGGACCAGAUGCCUUUGCGAUUGUGGAGCGAGCCCAGCAAAUGGUAGAGAUCCUCACAGAGGAGAACCGUGUGCUUCACCAGGAGCUUCAGGGCUGCUAUGACAAUGCCGACAAGCUCCACAAGUUUGAAAAAGAGCUGCAGAGUAUCUCGGAGGCCUAUGAGAGCCUGGUCAAGUCCACCACCAAGCGGGAGUCCCUGGACAAGGCCAUGAGAAACAAGCUCGAAGGCGAGAUAAGGAGACUUCAUGACUUCAACAGAGAUCUCCGAGAUCGACUGGAGACGGCCAACAGGCAGCUGUCCAGCAGGGAAUAUGAUGGGCAUGAAGACAAAGCUGCAGAGAGCCAUUACAUUACCCAGAACAAAGAAUUCUUGAAGGAAAAGGAAAAAUUGGAAAUGGAGUUGGCAGCAGUGCGGACGGCGAGUGAGGACCAUCGGAGGCAUAUCGAGAUCCUGGACCAGGCUUUGAGCAAUGCCCAGGCCAGAGUGAUCAAGCUGGAAGAAGAGUUACGAGAGAAACAAGCCUACGUGGAGAAGGUGGAGAAGCUGCAGCAGGCCCUGACCCAGCUGCAGUCAGCAUGCGAGAAGCGAGGGCAGAUGGAGCGCAGGUUACGGACCUGGCUGGAGAGGGAGCUGGAUGCUCUGAGGACACAGCAGAAGCACGGCAAUGGCCCGCCAGUUGGUCUCCCGGAAUGUAACGCCCCUGCCCUCAUGGAGCUGGUGCGGGAGAAGGAGGAGCGGAUCCUCGCCCUGGAGGCCGACAUGACCAAGUGGGAGCAGAAGUACCUGGAAGAGAGCACCAUCCGGCACUUUGCCAUGAGCGCAGCGGCCGCUGCCACAGCCGAAAGGGACACCACCAUCAGCAAUCACUCGAGGAAUGGCAGCUAUGGGGAGAGCUCCCUGGAGGCCCACAUCUGGCCAGAGGAAGAGGAGGUGGUGCAGGCCAACAGGAGGUGUCAGGACAUGGAGUACACUAUUAAGAACCUCCAUGCCAAAAUCAUAGAGAAGGAUGCCAUGAUAAAAGUCCUGCAGCAGCGAUCCCGUAAGGAUGCUGGGAAGACGGACUCUUCCAGCCUGAGGCCUGCCCGCUCUGUCCCGUCCAUUGCUGCAGCUACCGGGACACAUUCCCGCCAGACCUCCCUUACCAGCAGCCAGCUGACAGAAGAAAAGAAGGAAGAGAAGACCUGGAAGGGGAGUAUAGGGCUCCUGCUAGGGAAAGAGCCCCAGGGACAGGCGUCUGCCCCUCUGCUGCCGACCACACCUGCCUCCGCACUGUCCCCUCCGGCCUCCGGCGCAUCGGCCAGCAGCACCCACGCCAAGACGGGCAGCAAGGACAGCAGCACACAGACGGACAAGAGCACUGAGCUCUUCUGGCCCAGCAUGGCUUCCCUCCCCAGCCGCGGCAGGCUGAGCACGGCACCUUCCAACAGCCCCAUCCUGAAACAUCCAGCUGCCAAAGGAACCGUGGAGAAACAGGAGAACUCUCCUGGUCAUGGGAAGUCAUCAGACCACAGAGGCCGAGUCAGCAGCUUGUUGCAUAAGCCUGAGUUCCCGGAUGGCGAGAUGAUGGAGGUGCUCAUCUAACAUCAUCCUGUGGAGUUUGCCAGCAUGCUGACAGAGGAGAACAGAGGCUGAAAGAAGAGAUCCAGAUGGGCAGUUGUGCUAGCAACUGCAAAACCAGAACAGGUGUGGACAUGUCACAAUGUUACCAAAACAGCUGGCUCUCGUGUCUACAGACAGUGAGAGAGGACACAUGCAGGCUUGGAAGCAGAGUUGAGAAGGAGAAGGAGUGGAAUUUUCCAUUGUAGAGAAAUUGUAUGUCUUAGGGAGGCUCUAUGCUUCCCCCAGUCUUGGCUUAUAAACAGAUGAAGAAGAGCUGGGUCUUCCUUGGGAUCACCUCGUUCCCUUUGCCUCUUAGCAGGUUUGGUUUAAGAAGAAUCUGCUAGAAAUCCUGAAAGCCCAUCUCGGCAUAAUGUAGUGUGUGUGUGUGUGUGUGUGUGUGUGUGUGUGUGUGUGUGUGUGUGUGUCCUUAGCAAAUUCAUCCAGUAUAAUGGGGAAUUCCACGUGCAAGUUUUGUCACCUUCUUGGCUAUUUCGUUUGUGGUUUGUGGUUUCAGUGAGUGUGAAGCUUGACUUGUUUGGAUUGAAUGGUAUUUUCUGAGUAGGAUGUGAGCAAGAAGCCCUUAGCCCUCAUCCACCCUAACUGCUUUGAGUUUAUCUGUCUCAUCUCUACUUAUUAUUUUGUUGUUGUAUUUUUUUUUUUCUGUUUAAUGAGACAUAGCAGAGUUCCUUAUGUAUGGGAUUUAGGAGACUACCAUCCUUGCUGUGGUGUCCAAAUGGACAGAGCCUCGUGUUGGCACUCUAGCUGCUCGCCCUACCUUUGCUUAGCAGAACUGCAGCUGUCAGUCUUACUGUGAGCUAGGGAAACCUGGCUGAGGAGUCCAGGAGUCGCCGACAUAACACAGAGCCUAUGAUGUGCCUCUCACUCACAUCCACUUUCUUGCAAGGAACUUGACAAUUACACCCCAUCACCCUGUAGGGAAGACUUCCUUGUGAGCAGGUGCCACAGGAACCCCCUGAUGGCUUACACAGAACUCUCUAGGUAGCAUCGAAGGUCUCAGCAGGCAUCUCCAGCCACUUUCUUGUAUUUGAAGCUCUCAGGUCUGUUGUUGCUCUCCCCUGCCCCAUUCUUCCCUGGUUGCUGUUGAUAAGCACAGUGCCAUCCCUUAUCAAUUCUUUUUUUCCUGUGAAUUUGCUUCAUAACCCAUCAGACUGGUAGACACUCAGCACGGUCAGUGUCACACAAGGGACACGACUUACCUGAAGAGAGGCAGCAAUAUCAUGGAAAUGAGCCCCUGUGAGCAAGAGGCAGGGACCCGAGGCUGCUGCCACAAGCUCUCAUGUCCAUUGCUGUGGACCCAGGAGAACCUUCCCGGGGCACAGGUGGGUCCUUCAGGCUCCUGAGCUAUGUCUAGAUCAGUAGGAUUUGUUUUCCAAGUCCCCUUCCUCAUCACUCAAUCCUUAUUUGCUCAAGAGAAAAAGGAAAAGUGGUAAGUCUGUGACUUCAAGUUCCUCUUAAAUGCAGUACUGAAGGUAGCUUGGCUCAGAGAGCUCUGCCUGGGUCAUGUGUCUUAGGACUUGUCUCUAGAGGAGACUGUGGCCUCCCUAGGUUGAGGUGGUACAUAUAUUGUGAGAGGUGUAUCCUGGAGAACAGAGAAGUGGGGAGGUGAGAGAGCAGUGGUGUUUCCCUGCAGGACCCUGGGCCAUCUGACAAGACAGAGGAUGUGAGACUGGCCUCCCCACGCUCCACUUGGCAGUGGGAACCUGGCUUGGAGACACCCACCCCCUCCUUACGUCUUCUCUCAGAUCUUGCAGCCCGAGUACUGAGCUUGCCCUGUGCCCUGUGGGGAAGGGGGUGAGAAGACAGCAAAAGAGGUCUUUCAAGUUGAGAUGGGCCUGGAAGAUGGAAGCAGGUGAGUGUAGGGACCAUUGUGGAUAGGGCGUGUUGUUCAGUUGAUGGCAACUAAUUCUCUUAAGAGCAUAUUGUCUCCUAUUAAAGUUGGGGACAAACCCAGAAAGGGAAGGGUGCAGAGGUGGUAGUUAGUGACCUCUUCUAGUCCCAAGGCCAUGUCUGAGCCACCCCAAACUUAGGCUGUCUCCCAGCAUAGGAGUGAGGCACUGUCCAGUUUACUCAAAUUCUAGUGUACGUGUUCUAGACACAUUGCACACUUGGGCAGAAAGUCUCCUGUUCCAGCCCCACACCCCUGCACUGUCUGCAUGUUUCCGUUGUCUGAAAACAAAGGGGACACAGACCAGGGCUUCAACUGCAUGUGAACUGUGGCUUUUGUCCAAGAGUCCAUGUUGAGAGAAAGAGAGAGGCUGUGGCUUUAAGGUGGAGGCCCUUCAGUCUUCUGUCCUUGUAAUUCUCCUGAAGGAUGCAGGACAAGGGAGCCCCAGGCACUCAGAAGCCAUGCUGUGCUCUGGGGAGUUCGUGGGAUCUGAGACACUGAGAACAACAAUACUACAUAGAUGUUUGGGUACAAUUGGUGUACCUGUUGAAUGGCCCUCAGAGCACCAGAGAAACGAGGCCAGAUUCGCCCUCCUAGUCUCUCAGAUGCAGAAGCUGGACCCAGGAGGUGUGCAGCCCGUCUCCAAGCUUCACCCCAGAUGCUAGACCUUAAGGCAAAGACUCAGAAGAGGAGUCUCAGUCACAGGGUGCAUGGCCUUGAACGUGAUGUGCAACGCUGUGCCUGGUGCUCCAUGGCCCAACUUGGGAUCCGUGUGUGCCCACAGGGAAGCUGCCACACCUCUCGGGGCCUGAAAACAGGACUAACACCAAACCUCAUAUAACUAACCACACCACUGCCAUCCACAGGCGUCGGUGGAAGUCUUCAUGUUCUGUUAUAAGCACAACUACAAAGCAGAUUAAAAAAAAAAAAGUCCUUCCUCCUAGCGCAAAGGCUUGUCUUCAUAUCUCUUGGAGCAUUUGAUCAUAGAACUUGAGGGUCUUAUCUCAGGAUAAAAGUUAAAUAAAGGCUGUGGCUUUUAGUGGUGUUGAUCAGCAUCCUGCUUUGUCCUUGAGUGAACGGUGUGGUGAUGUCUGCAUACUUCUAGGUGUUAUGUGGGACAUGAGAACUACCGAGAUCACGUCUCUGUCCCUGUGGUUUCAGUAAGUAGAUCCUUCUCUAUGUAAGCAGUGUUCCUGUCUGGAGGUUCAUAGCACUAAGCUGCCAAGAAAAACACAUUCAUUUGCAGCGACUUAAGAGUGUGUGCCGAACACUUGGCCUUGUUCUUUGUUUCUCAGAAGCUGGUGACCAGCGACCGUGGAGUGUUCAGCAAGUCCCCACCAUGCCUGCAGGGUGGGGCUGCUCCCUUCCACACCCAGCUUUCCUUAGGGGUGAACACAAGGAGUGGUGGGACCAGUGUUGGGGCUUGAGCUUUUGCUGUGAGUAGACUUAGAGGCAGUUGUCUCACGAGUGAAUUCUGGCCUCGGUACAGAGAAUUCAGUGGUUCUGACACUCUAGGAAAGAGACUCUGGUCUUCCCUGCGGAGAGGCUCUGUCCUGCUUGGCCCCAGCCACCCACACACAUUUCAUAAAGUGGCUGAAGCUCCUCCCUUCCAAGAGCUGGCGUGCAGCCUGCAGAGUCCCAAAGACUUGUGUGAGCAGGCAGAUAAAGCUGACCUGGGGGACAGAGGAGAUGACCGUGACACAAGGUGUUUCCAGGCAGGCCUUUGUAUGUAGGCUGCAGAGAGCUGUCCUGAGUGGGUGGUUGUGUUGUUUGAACACAUGGUGCCUUCUUUGUCUACGCUGGAGCGAACAGGGUAUGUUUCUCUGUGUUCUUCGGGUGAGCUCACAUCCCCUUUAAUUAAGCAAAGGGGUCUUAUGGAUGUUGGAGGCAAGGUCUGAUAAACACUCAUAAAUGGUGGUGCUAGAGACAAGCCAGACCCCUGUAACUUCCCAAAAAGCUGAGUCAGCCGCUAAGUAUACAUACAUAUUGGCUUUCUUCUAUUUUUUUUUUCUAGAUAAUCAGUGUGAUUUAAAUGUCUUUCGUUGAUGUGAGGGCCUUUUAAAAGGCAUUUGCUUGUGGUGCGGCUAUGUAAUAAGAAACCUCAGAAGCCAGUCAUGGGGGGUGGGGCACCCAGGCCAGCAUUUCAGUGGAUCUCUUCUGGAAUUGGUAAGCAGUAUUUUUCCCUCUUCUCAGCAGUAUGCCUAUUCUCAUGUAGUAAUUGAAUGAUAUAUUACAUUAUAUGUAAGUGCAUACAUAUAAAGUAGAAUUUCUUUUCUCAAUAUCAAAAAAAAAAAA
This is a messenger RNA of Mastomys coucha (southern multimammate mouse), 7524 nucleotides long. RefSeq names its product angiomotin like 1 (gene Amotl1). Gene Ontology annotation, biological process: actin cytoskeleton organization; regulation of cell migration; establishment of cell polarity involved in ameboidal cell migration. The transcript has 13 exons. The coding region runs from base 666 to 3305 and encodes 879 amino acids. Lineage: Eukaryota; Metazoa; Chordata; Mammalia; Rodentia; Muridae. Gene Ontology annotation, cellular component: cytoplasmic vesicle; plasma membrane; bicellular tight junction. The record is from RefSeq and is a predicted model, not a curated record.